AACUUUUCAGUUGAAUCAAGCUAGACCCAGUAAAUGUCGGUUGCUACUGCUGACGCGUGGCGAACACAUUUCUCUGAGAUAUUUAUUUGAAAAAUGAAAACAUUCAGUUCGAUAGUUGGCAAGAGAGCAGUCACUUUCGGAAAAGAUGCUAAACUGCUGAUCCGAAAAUGAAUUCUUCUGGUGUUGCCGGAAUUCUACAGUUCACCGGCUACGACUAUGGAACAUCUAUUGCUCUACUAACAUUUUCCGCUCUAAUCGGAGUUUAUUAUGGAUUCAUCGCCAAACAAAAGCAGAAUAAUCCAAACGAGUACCUACUCGGCGGCAAAUCUAUCGGUCUAUUUCCAAUAUCGAUAUCGUUAAUUGUGUGGCAAAUUUCGGGAAUGACACUUUUGGGCUUACCGGUUGAGGUCUAUACGAAUGGCACACAACAGUGGGCAUCGAUUAUAUCCGUGAUUGGGGUUGGCUUAGCAUUGAAAUAUGUUUAUUUACCGGUUUUCUAUGAUCUUCAAUGCGCCACAUGCUUCACGUAUCUGGAAUUGAGAUUCGAUAAGCAGGUGAAAAAUUUCGUCAGCCUUUUGUAUACCAUUUCGAUGCUAUUGUUCAUUCCAACGGUCAUCUAUAUUCCAGCUAUCGCGUUCAAUCAAGUAUCCGGCAUCAAUCUCUAUGUAAUAUUAGUGGUUACAUGUCUCGUUUGCAUCUUUUACACGACGGUCGGUGGAUUAAAAGCUGUUGUCUGGACGGACGCCAUACAGUUUUUCAUGAUGCUAGCAGCCGUACUAUCCAUCAUAUUCGUCGCGGGCAGUUACAUGGAGGGAUUCGCAGAUGUGUGGCGUGCGGCGGAUCGUGGUAAACGAGUUAUCUUUUUCGAUAUAAAUCCAAGCCCCUUUCAACGCCUAUCCUUCUGGAGCGUAACUAUCGGACUGACUUUUCAAAUGAUAGCCAGCAUUUGCAUUUCACCGACGGUAGUUCAGCGUUGUGUUUCGCUUCCGGAUUAUGGCAAAGUGAUGAAGUCACUUGUCAUAUUCCUGAUCGGAAUCACAUUCUUUAACAUUUGCGCUCACAUCACCGGUUUGCAAAUGUAUGCGAGAUAUGAAACGUGCGAUCCAUUUUCGGCUGGAUAUACGAAGAAAAUCGAUCAAGUCCUGCCGUAUUUUGUUAUGGAUGUUGGUGGUUCAGUUCCUGGCCUAGCAGGACUUUUCAUAUCCGGCAUAUUUGCGGCCGCAAUGUCAACAAUGUCAUCAAGUUUGAAUACUCUUUCCGGCACGAUAUACGAGGACUUUCUAAAAAGCCAUUUUGUGGGUGCUUCCGACGAAAAGACCAGCAACAUAAUGAAAUUGAUUGUCGUCAUAUUGGGAUUGAUUCUAAUUGCCCUGGUGGUUGUGGUGGAUAAGUUGGGUCCGAUUUACGAAUUGUCAUUGACUUUAUCGUCGGUGACAAAUGGUGCAAUGUUAGGCAUAUUUACAAUGGGUAUGGUCUGUCGAUCCGCCAACACUAAAGGGGUCAUAGCUGGAGCAAUGGUGUCAGUUUCUGUUGUUGGAGUAGCAAUUAUCGGUGCUCAAAGUUCGAAAUUAGAUGCAAUGUUGCCGAUGCGAGUUGAUGGAUGUAAUUGGACCGACAGUGAUGUGUUAAAUUCGACUCGAAAUACCCACACAACUUCUACCAUUCCGGGCACAAACGACUCUGAGGAACCAUUCUGGUUGUUUGAAAUAAGCUUUAUGUACUACGCUUUCAUUGGCUUUGUUUUAGUGUUUAUUGUAGGAUAUCCGAUAAGUCUGAUGACCGGUAAGGCUAAACGCUUCGACGAAAUUUUACUUCUUCCAUACAAGCGUAUUGGAACUGAAUACCAUCGUUUGUAAGUGGAAAUUAUGAAAUAGAGACUCAGACGAUUUUAUAUCAAUAAAAUAAGAAAAUUAAGACCAACGGUAACACAUCACACGUCUAUUCCGGACAUUUUGAUUUACUGAUGAAUUGUAUUUUUCGAUGGAUUGCAACUCGUGAGGAGUUACAGUUCAGAUC
This is a messenger RNA of Bradysia coprophila, 2016 nucleotides long. RefSeq names its product sodium-coupled monocarboxylate transporter 2-like. Gene Ontology annotation, cellular component: membrane. Lineage: Eukaryota; Metazoa; Arthropoda; Insecta; Diptera; Sciaridae. Gene Ontology annotation, biological process: transmembrane transport; sodium ion transport. The record is from RefSeq and is a predicted model, not a curated record. Gene Ontology annotation, molecular function: symporter activity.